Molecule: messenger RNA, 7715 nt
Organism: Chanos chanos (milkfish)
Lineage: Eukaryota; Metazoa; Chordata; Actinopteri; Gonorynchiformes; Chanidae
Gene: tln2b
Product: talin 2b
Exons: 57
Coding region: 1-7635 (2544 amino acids)
Biological process (GO): actin cytoskeleton organization; cell-cell adhesion
Cellular component (GO): cytoskeleton; plasma membrane; focal adhesion
Molecular function (GO): actin filament binding; integrin binding; structural constituent of cytoskeleton
Source: RefSeq, a predicted model, not a curated record
AUGGUGGCACUGUCGCUGAAGAUAUGCGUGCGCCAGUGUAACGUGGUGAAGACCAUGCAGUUUGAGCCGUCCACGCCCGUCUACGACGCCUGUCGCAUCAUCCGCGAGAGAGUUCCCGAGGCUCAGACCGGACAAGCGUCGGAUUACGGCCUGUUCCUGUCAGAUGAUGAUCCAAGAAAAGGGAUCUGGCUGGAAUCUGGACGGACGCUGGAUUACUACAUGCUCCGGAAUGGGGAUGUCUUGGAGUACAAGAAGAAACAGAGACCCCAGAAGAUCAAAAUGCUGGACGGGGCCAUUAAAACCAUUAUGGUGGAUGACUCAAAAACUGUGGGGGAACUACUCGUCACCAUAUGCAGUAGGAUAGGUAUCACCAAUUAUGAGGAGUAUUCGCUAAUCCAGGAGCAGGUGGAGGAGAAAAAGGAGGAUGGGACAGGGACGUUGAAAAAGGACAGGACCCUGCUCCGAGACGAGAGGAAAAUGGAGAAACUCAAGGCCAAACUUCACACAGACGAUGACUUAAACUGGCUGGAUCACAGCCGUACGUUUCGGGAGCAGGGUGUGGAGGAGAGUGAGAUGCUUUUACUCAGGAGAAAGUUCUUCUACUCAGACCAGAACGUGGACUCACGAGACCCGGUGCAGCUCAACUUACUCUACGUUCAGGCCAGGGAUGACAUUCUGAAUGGCUCCCACCCUGUGUCCUUCGACAAGGCCUGUGAGUUCGCCGGAAUUCAGGCCCAGAUCCAGUUUGGACCCCACGUCGAACACAAACACAAGCCAGGAUUCCUUGACCUGAAGGAAUUCCUGCCUAAAGAGUACAUCAAGCAGCGAGGCUCCGAGAAGAGGAUUUUUCAGGAGCACAAAAGCUGUGGUGAAAUGACAGAAAUCGAAGCGAAAGUGAAGUAUGUAAAGCUGGCUCGAUCGCUCCGAACGUACGGCGUCUCCUUCUUCCUCGUGAAGGAAAAGAUGAAGAGCAAGAACAAGCUGGUGCCACGGCUGCUGGGGAUAACCAAAGAGUCGGUGCUACGUGUGGAUGAGAAGACCAAAGACGUGAUACAGGAGUGGCCCCUGACCACGGUGAAGAGAUGGGCUGCCUCGCCGAAAAGUUUCACCCUGGACUUUGGCGAGUAUCAGGAAAGUUAUUACUCAGUCCAGACCACUGAGGGAGAGCAAAUCUCUCAGCUCAUCGCUGGGUACAUUGACAUCAUCUUAAAAAAGAAACAGAGUAAAGACCGCUUUGGGCUCGAUGGUGAUGAGGAAUCCACAAUGCUGGAGGAAUCAGUUUCACCUAAAAAAUCGACCAUUCUACAGCAGCAGUUUAACCGUGUGGGUCGUGUAGAGCAUGGUUCGGUGGCACUGCCUGGCAUCAUGCGCUCUGGGUCCAUCGGGGGCUCAGACACUUUCAACAUUGGCACUAUGCCAUCUGCCCAGCAGCAGGUCACCACAGGUCAAAUGCACAGAGGGCAUAUGCCACCACUGAGCCUAGCCCAGCAGGCUCUCAUGGGGACCAUAAACAGCAGUAUACAGGCAGUGCAGCAGGCUCAGGCUGACCUGGGAGAGGUGGACAACCUGCCGCCCCUGGGCCAGGACAUGGCAUCCAGAGUAUGGGUACAGAAUAAAGUGGAUGAAUCCAAACAUGAAAUCCAUUCCCAGGUUGACGCAAUCACUGCGGGAACGGCAUCUGUGGUCAACCUCACCGCAGGUGACCCCACAGAUACAGACUACACCGCAGUGGGCUGCGCCAUCACCACCAUCUCGUCCAACUUGACGGAGAUGUCAAAAGGAGUGAAGCUACUUGCUGCUCUAAUGGAGGAUGAAGUGGGCAGUGGACAGAACCUCAUGGGGGCGGCCAGGACACUGACCGGGGCUGUGUCUGAUCUACUCAAGGCAGUGGAACCAGCAUCUGGAGAGCCAAGACAAACGGUUCUGACUGCAGCCGGUAGUAUCGGCCAAGCCAGCGGAGACCUGCUGAGGCAGAUGGGGGAAGGAGAGACAGAUGAGAGAUUCCAGGACAUUUUGAUGAAUCUGGCCAAAGCCGUGGCCAACGCAGCUGCCAUGCUUGUCCUGAAAGCCAAGAACGUGGCGCAGGUGGCAGAGGACACAGUCCUGCAGAACCGAGUCAUCGCCGCCGCUACGCAGUGUGCCCUGUCCACAUCUCAACUUGUAGCCUGUACAAAGGUGGUGAGUCCCACCAUCAGUUCCCCAGUGUGUCAGGAGCAGCUGGUGGAGGCAGGUCGCCUGGUGGAGCGUUCGGUGGAGGGUUGUGUGAAGGCCUGUCAUUCAGCCACAAAUGAGGGCGAACUGCUGAAACAGGUUAACGCAGCGGCAGGCGUGGUUAGCCAAGCCCUGAGUGACCUGCUCCAACAUGUCCGUCAGUACGCCAGCUGUGGAGAGCCCAUCGGCCGCUACGACCAGGCCACCGACACCAUCAUGACCGUCACUGAGAGCAUCUUCACCUCCAUGGGCGACGCAGGAGAGAUGGUGCGUCAGGCCAGAGUUCUUGCCCAGGCGACCUCUGACCUCGUAAAUGCCAUGAGGUCAGAUGCAGAGGCUGAGAUCGAUGUUGACAACUCUAAGAAACUGCUGGCCGCUGCCAAGCUCCUGGCUGAUGCCACUGCCCGGAUGGUGGAGGCAGCAAAGGGGGCUGCAGCGUACCCUGAGAAUGAGGACCAGCAGCAGAGACUGAGAGAAGCAGCAGAGGGUUUGCGUGUGGCCACCAACGCUGCUGCUCAGAACGCCAUUAAAAAGAAACUGGUCAACAGACUGGAGAAUGCAGCGAAGCAGGCAGCAGCUGCGGCUACGCAGACCAUCGCAGCUGCUCAAAACGCGGCCGCUUCCAAUAAAAACACAGUCUCGCAUCAGCAACUAGUGCACAGCUGCAAGGCUGUUGCAGACCAUAUUCCUCAGCUAGUGCAGGGGAUGAGAAGUAGUCAGGCCCAGCCAGAGGACCUGAGUGCACAGCGCACACUCAUCAUCGCCAGUCAGAGUUUUCUCCAGCCCGGCAGUAAAAUGGUGGCGUCAGCAAAGUCCGCUGUUCCCACAGUUACGGAUCAAGCAGCAGCCAUGCAACUGGGCCAGUGUGCCAAGAAUUUAGCUACCAGUCUGGCUGAACUCCGCACUGCUGCUCAAAAGGCCCAUGAGGCAUGUGGUCCUCUGGAGAUUGACUCUGCUCUUAAUGCCGUCCAAACCCUAAAAAACGAACUCCAGGACGCCAAGAUGGCCGCCCUCGAAGGUCAACUGAAACCACUGCCUGGUGAAUCGCUGGAGAAGUGCGCUCAGGACCUGGGGAGUACGUCCAAGGCUGUGGGCUCAUCUAUGGCCCAGCUUCUCACCUGUGCCGCCCAGGGUAACGAACAUUAUACAGGCGUAGCUGCCAGAGAGACGGCCCAGGCUCUGAGGACCCUGGCACAGGCGGCCCGUGGCGUAGCGGCCUCCACCGUUGAGCCCCAGGCCGCCGCGGCCAUGCUGGAUUCAGCCAGUCACGUGAUGGAAGGUUCGGCCCUGCUCAUCCACGAAGCUCACCAAGCUCUACUUUUGCCCGGAGACGCCGAGAGCCAGCAGAGGCUCGCACAGGUGGCUAAGGCAGUCUCUCACUCACUGAAUAACUGUGUGAACUGUCUACCCGGGCAAAAGGAUGUUGAUAUGGCUCUUCGGAGCAUUGGGGAAUCCAGCAAGAAAUUACUCGUGGAAAAUCUGCCUCCUUGUUCCAAGUCCUUCCAGGAGGCCCAGACCGACCUGAACCACACAGCUGCGGAGCUGAAUCACUCAGCGGGGGAAGUGGUCCACUCCUCCCGCGGAACCAGCAGCCAGCUCGCUGCAGCCUCAGGCAAAUUUAGCGAGGAUUUUGACGAGUUCCUAGAUGCUGGUAUCGAGAUGGCAGGACAUACUCAGUCCAAAGAGGACCAGAUUCAGGUGAUUGGAAACCUAAAGAACAUCUCAAUGGCUUCCAGUAAGCUUCUACUGGCCGCCAAGUCCCUCUCUGUGGAUCCCAGUGCUGCCAAUGCCAAGAACCUCCUAGCGGCUGCUGCAAGGGCGGUGACAGAGAGCAUUAACCAGCUGAUCACACUGUGUACCCAGCAGGCCCCGGGACAGAAGGAGUGUGACAACGCUCUGAGAGAGCUGGAGGCAGUGAGAGGAAUGCUAGAUAACCCCAGCGAACCAGUCAGUGAACUUUCCUACUUUGACUGCAUUGAGAGUGUAAUGGAGAACUCCAAGGUCCUGGGGGAGUCCAUGGCUGGAAUUUCUCAGCAUUGUAAAACUGGUGAUGUGCCAGCAUUUGGUGAAUGUGUGGGAGUGGCGUCCAAAGCCCUGUGUGGACUGACAGAGGCGGCAGGGCAGGCAUCCUAUCUGGUGGGAGUUUCAGAUCCUAACAGUCAGUCAGGCUGUCAGGGAUUGGUCGAUCCUAUCCAGUUUGCCAGGGCCAAUCAGGCCAUUCAGAUGGCCUGUCAGAACCUGGUGGAUCCUGCCAGCAGUCCCUCUCAGGUCCUGUCUGCUGCCACGAUCGUGGCCAAGCACACAUCAGCCCUUUGCAACGCAUGUCGCCUGGCCUCCUCUAAAACAGCCAACCCCGUUGCCCGUAGACAUUUUGUACAGUCAGCCAAAGAGGUUGCCAACACCACAGCCAACCUCGUCAAAACCAUUAAGGCUUUGGAUGGGGAUUUUUCAGAUGAGAACCGAGAGAGAUGCCGUGUUGCCACAGGUCCUCUCAUACACGCUGUGGAAAAUCUGUCCACGUUUGCCUCCAACCCAGAGUUUGCUAGCAUUCCUGCACAGAUAAGCAAUGAGGGCUCGGCUGCGCAGGAGCCAAUCCUGCGCUCCGCCCGCGCCAUGCUGGACAGCUCCGCUCAGCUGCUGGAGACCGCCCGCUCUCUCAUAAUUAACCCCAAAGACCCUCCCACCUGGUCCAUCCUGGCCGGCCACUCUCGCACCGUUUCCGACUCCAUUAAGUCUCUUAUCACAGCCAUCAGGGACAAAGCCCCCGGGCAGAGAGAAUGUGACCAGUCCAUCGACAGCAUUAACAAGUGUAUCAGAGACAUCGAACAGGCUUCCCUAGCUGCCGUGGGUCAGAGUCUACCCUCCAGGGACGACAUUUCUAUGGAGGCUCUCCAGGAGCAGCUGACCUCUUCUGUACAGGAGAUCGGACACCUCAUCGAUCCCAUCUCCACUGCAGCCAGGGGAGAGGCAGCCCAGCUGGGACACAAGGUAACUCAGUUGGCCAGCUACUUUGAACCUCUCAUCGUGGCGUCUGUAGGGUUGGCGUCUAAACACCAGGACCAUCAGCAGCAGAUGAACAUUUUGGACCAGACUAAAACCCUGUCUGAGUCUGCUCUGCAGAUGCUCUACGCUGCCAAAGAGGGAGGAGGAAACCCAAAGCAGGCGGCCCAUACCCACGAUGCCAUAGCUGAAGCAGCCCAGCUGAUGAAGGAGGCGGUGGAUGACAUCAUGGUGACCCUGAACGAGGCAGCAUCAGAGGGGGGCAUGGUUGGAGGCAUGGUGGAGUCGAUUGCAGAGGCCAUGGGGCGGCUAGAUGAAGGCACGCCCCCGGAGCCUGACGGCACAUUUGUAGAUUACCAGACCACCAUGGUGAAAUUCUCUAAAGCCAUUGCCAUGACGGCACAGGAGAUGAUGACUAAGUCAGUGACUUGUCCAGAGGAGCUGGGAAGUCUGGCUUCUCAGGUGACAGUGGAUUACAGCCAGCUGGCCCAGCAAGGCCGCCUCGCAGCUGCCACUGCAGAGCCCCAGGAGGUGGGAGCCCAGAUAAAGUCUCGCGUCCAGGAGCUGGGCCACGGCUGUAUCUAUUUGGUCCAGAAGGCCGGGGUUCUCCAGAUGAGCCCCACCGACAGCUUCUCCAAGAGGGAGCUUAUCGAAUGUGCCCGCGCAGUCACUGAGAAGGUGUCCAUGGUGUUGUCGGCAUUGCAGGCGGGGAAUAAGGGCACGCAGGCCUGCAUCACGGCCGCUAGCUCCGUCUCCGGCAUCAUCGCUGAUCUGGACACCACCAUCAUGUUUGCCUCAGCAGGCACGCUCAAUGCCGAAAACGACGAAUCGUUCGCCGACCACAGAGAAAACAUUCUGAAAACGGCUAAGGCUCUUGUGGAGGACACUAAAAUGCUGGUUUCUGGGGCUGCCUCCAGCCAGGACAGACUAGCCCAGGCCGCACAGUCCUCAGCCAAGACCAUCACCCAGCUCACCGACGUGGUCAAACUGGGAGCAGCCAGCAUGGGUUCAGACGACCCAGAAACACAGGUGGUUCUCAUUAAUGCAGUUAGGGAUGUUGCCAAGGCUCUGGCUGAGCUGAUAGGUGCGACCAAGUGUGCAGCGGGAAAAGCGGCCGAUGACCCGUCUAUGUACCAGCUGAAGAGUGCUGCCAAGGUGAUGGUGACAAACGUCACGUCUCUGCUGAAGACUGUCAAGGCCGUGGAAGACGAGGCUACUCGCGGGACGAGAGCUCUGGAGGCCGCCAUCGAGUGCAUCAAACAGGAGUUAACGGUUUUCCAGUCCAAGGACGUUCCAGAAAAAUCCACCACUCCCGAGGAGUUCAUCCGCAUAAUCAAGGGCAUCACCACAGCCACGGCCAAAGCUGUCGCCGCGGGCAACUCCACCCAGCAGGAAGAUGUGAUCGCUACUGCCAACCUGAGUCGCAAAGCCAUCUCUGACAUGCUGAUGGCCUGCAAGCAAGCUGCAUACCACCAGGAGGUUGGGGAGGAUGUGAGGAACAGAGCUCUGCAGUACGGAGCAGAGUGCACCAGCGGAUAUGUCGACCUGCUGGAACAUGUCCUACAGGUACUGCAGAGGCCCACAGCGGAGCAGAAGCAGCACCUGGUGGUCUUGUCUAAAAGAGUGGCUGCCUCUGUCUCUGAACUCAUCCAGACAGCUGAGGCCAUGAAAGGCUCAGAGUGGGUGGACCCCGAGGACCCCACCGUCAUCGCCGAGACGGAGCUGCUGGGGGCUGCGGCGUCCAUCGAAGCAGCCGCCAAGAAACUGGAACAGCUUAAACCCAGAGCCAAACCCAAGCAAGCGGAUGAAUCUCUGGACUUUGAGGAGCAGAUUUUAGAGGCAGCCAAAUCCAUCGCCGCGGCAACCAGCGCUCUGGUCAAAUCUGCCUCAGCCGCUCAGAGGGAGCUAGUGACCCAAGGCAAGGUGGGUUCUAUCCCCGCCAACGCCGUGGAUGACGGCCAGUGGUCUCAAGGAUUAAUAUCAGCUGCUCGCAUGGUGGCAGCUGCAACCAGUAACCUGUGUGAGGCUGCCAACGCCUCGGUACAGGGCCACGCCAGCGAGGAGAAGCUCAUCUCUUCUGCCAAACAGGUGGCGGCAUCCACGGCGCAGCUGCUGGUCGCCUGUAAGGUCAAAGCCGACCAGGACUCGGAGGCCAUGAAGAGACUGCAGGCGGCUGGAAACGCAGUGAAGAGGGCGUCAGACAACCUGGUGAAGGCAGCGCAGAAGGCCGCCUUUGACAAGGCAGACGACGACAGCGUGGUCGUGAAGACUAAAUUUGUCGGAGGAAUCGCACAGAUCAUCGCGGCUCAGGAGGAGAUGCUGCGGAAAGAGAGAGAGCUGGAGGAGGCCCGCAAAAAACUGGCCCAGAUCAGACAGCAGCAGUACAAGUUCCUACCCAGCGAACUACGUGAAGACCAGAGCUGAACACUGACACACACACAUACACACACACAGUCAUAUGCAUAAGAACUUAACUGGACGUGACAAAAGACAAGUGGGCGGUG